This is a messenger RNA of Striga asiatica, 618 nucleotides long. The record is from the annotation of a GenBank genome assembly. NCBI's taxonomy places the organism in Eukaryota, Viridiplantae, Streptophyta, Magnoliopsida, Lamiales, Orobanchaceae.
AUGGAUUCACACGAAUUGUCGAUUUUGUACUUGACGGGUGACGGAUUCAUGUGGCGAAGGAGAAGAGAGAAAGCGACUGUUAUGAGAAAAAAUGAAACGGCCAAUAUAAAACAAGUUGCUACCUUCACAAUCACCAUUUCCUUUUUUUUAAGCUUUCAACAAAAAGAAAUGAAGCAUAUGGUCAGCAGCUGUAAGUUUCAGAAGGAUUCUCCACAGAAAGUGAAGGAAACUAUUGAACUUAAAUCUAAAAGGCCGCCUUCACAAUUCACUCGAAGGUCUCCAACAGCAGACAGUGAAGAUAGCAACGAAGUAGAGAAAUAUGGAGGAAUGACACUCGCUGAACUGAGAGAUGUUGCAAAGUCUAAAGGAAUCAAGGGUUCCUCGGGAUUGAAAAAGAGUAAGCUUAAGGAGCUCCUUAUUAGCCAUGGGUUCCCCUCUCGACGGGCUUCAAUCUGCCAACGCGUUUUCUCGCGAAAUCCUGCUCAAUUGGGAAGGUUCCACACAUGGAUUCACACGAAUUGUCGAUUGUACUUAGCAGCUAGGCUGGGGCGUACGACCCCGUCAAUUCAGGGUAAAGUAUCAUACCAUGUGCUCAACUUACAAGAUACCUUGGAUUAG